GCGUCGUGAUGGCAGGGACAUUGUUGGUACAGUGACACCGAUUCUUGUUGUUUCACAAACUGCAGCGGAAUUAUCAACAGUUGUUUUGAUCAGCUCUUGCGACCAGUAGUCAUGAUGGUAUGGUCGAGCGCAUUUGUGUGCGGCGCGCUGCCAGUGGGCGUUCUCGCGUUCUCGGGGAUCCUUGUCUCUGACGCGACGUACCCGCUGAAUGCGGUCCUGCUGGAGGGUGUCGGCCCAGAGGUGUACGAGAACGCGCAACAGAUAAAAUCCUGCCCGAGCAGGAUCGAGGACGUCUUUAUUGGGAUUUAUGGGACGGAUGGUAAUAUGAUCAACACUCUGCACAGAGUGCAUUAUGUAGCUUUCUACCCAGGACAUUGCGCAGCUGACGCUUUCGCUAAGGCCCCAGACAUAGACGUCUCUCAUUAUCUAUAAAUCGACGGAUGCAAGGCCUCAAAGCCUCAAGCUCAACGCAUCGUCCAUCUUCUAACAGUCUGAGUCGUGAGGGUGAACAUAAUCUGGUGACGUUCAGUCGUGAUAUUUGUGUGUUUCAGGGGAGUACAGCUACGAGGUCUCCCAGCCAUCCAGCAACAGUAUGUACCUGGACGCACGGUGAGCAGGUUACAAUACGACUUAGAUUGAUCAUCAUAUCUCUUGUCAGUAUAGACUUGUGGAGUCGUGACUUCUCCGCUUGUUGGGGGCAACGCGUUCGUAAAUAGAGUCGAGCGCGGUCAACUCUGACUCCCCGAGACAUUGCCUGCAGCGCGA
Messenger RNA from Postia placenta MAD-698-R-SB12, 765 nucleotides. RefSeq lists its product as hypothetical. The transcript has a single exon. The record is from RefSeq and is a predicted model, not a curated record. Lineage: Eukaryota; Fungi; Basidiomycota; Agaricomycetes; Polyporales; Adustoporiaceae. Bases 112 to 432 code for a protein of 106 amino acids.